CAAUCAUCGUACAUGUCAUCAAAAAUUAAAUAGUAGUUGAUGUAGUGAGUGGUAAUAACACAAGUAAUGUUCUUUGUUACUACUCGUCGAGUAUAAUUUUUAAAAAGUUUGAUUUACAUAUUACUACAUGGCAAUGAAAAUCCACAAGCAUUUUAAAGGCAGUCUACUUAAAUUUGUGUAAAAUAUCAUAUUUAUGCCUUCAAUUUUGGGAUACAGAUUUAAAUCUAACAAGAAGAAAUCUAAAAUGAAUGGGCACUCGAAUGUUCCAUUGGGAGUACGAUUUUUACAGAAGUUGACUGAUACUUGUUGUCCAAGGUUUCAUUUUAAUAGGGAACUAUGUUAUCGUGUGAGCGUGAUAUUUCUAACAUAUAUAUCGUAUAUGUGCUAUCAUCUAUCAAGAAAACCCAUUUCAGUAGUGAAAGCAGUGUUACAUAGAAAUUGCAGCAAUCUCGUACCGCCAGAUUCGAAUGAGCCAAGCAAUUGGUGUGAUUGGGCACCUUUCGAUGGCACAGAGGACAGUGCCUCUCAGAUGUUGGGUGAGUUGGACUCAUCGUUCCUUUUCUGUUAUGCCAUAGCGAUGUUCGUAUCCGGGAUCAUAGCUGAGAGAGUCAACCUUCGGUAUUUUCUCAGCUUGGGUAUGUUAAUGUCAGGUGUUUUUAGCUACCUAUUCGGCAUUGCUAAAACUUACGACAUACAUAAUCUUUCUUAUUACGUAAUUGCGCAGGGCAUGGCAGGCAUUUUCCAGACCACGGGAUGGCCAGGUGUGGUUACCGUCAUGAGCAACUGGUUUGGAAAAAGUAAAAGAGGACUGAUCUUCGGUUUGUGGAACUCUCACACCAGUAUAGGAAAUAUUUUAGGAACCCUGAUUGCUGCGGAAUACGUGGAAAAGGAUUGGGCAUUAUCCUUUAUUAUGCCAGGCUUGUAUAUAGGAGUAGCUGGUUUUAUUAUCUUCCUUUUUUUGGUAGUUAAUCCCAGUGAUGUUGGCUGUGCUACCCCAGAUCGUGAUACAGAUAUUCGUCCGAAAAGACCACGACUUUUGGAUACUCAAACAGUCAAUGAUGAAAACUCUUCCGGGAUUGACUCAGACGUUGACGAUACCAAUAUUAUUGUAGGAGAACAAGAUCGUACGUUUACUCGGUCGCGCCGUUUGAGCCACGAACACGUAGAGGUCCAAAGAAGAAUAACAGAGCGAACGCAACUAUUGGCUCGUUCACACACAGAGCCUCGAGAGCGGGCAAUUGGAUUCGUCGAUGCUCUCCGCAUACCGGGUGUUAUUGAAUUUUCUUUGGCAUUAUUCUUCUCGAAGCUGGUCAGUUAUACGUUCCUUUAUUGGCUUCCAUUAUAUUUAAACGCAUCAACUUCCAUGAGUGCUUCACUUAGUGCAGAUCUAUCAGUGCUAUUUGACGUUGGUGGAAUUGUUGGAGCUAUAAUCGCCGGGUAUUUAACUGAUAAAACCGAUAUGCCGGCAUGUACUUGUUCUAUAAUGCUGUUACUAGCAGCUCCAAUGAUGCUGUUCUAUGAAGGGAUAAGUAUAGACCACAUAGGAUUAAAUAUGAUCGUUCUGGUGAUAGUAGGUUUAUUGGUAAACGGACCAUACGCCCUAAUUACCACGGCGGUAUCCGCCGAAUUGGGCACUCAUCACAGUUUAGAAGGAAAUUCGAAAGCCUUGGCCACUGUCACGGCUAUUAUCGACGGUACUGGUUCGAUUGGUGCAGCAGUGGGUCCUCUUUUAGCCGGAUUCGUGAAGGGUUACGGCUGGAAAAAUGUCUUCGUGAUGUUAAUGAUCUCUGACAUUUGUGCAUUAUUUUUGCUAGUGAAGUUAGUCAAACAGGAAAUUAUUAAAUUUAGGAAUGCUCGUCGUGCAGGAAUCCGAAUAGAAUAAGCCACUAUUUUGUACAGAAUUUAUAUAAGUAUAAAUAAUAUGUUAUAUAAUUAUGUAUAUACAGAAUGGUCCAUAAAAAGAUGUAUAAAGUACUGAAUUUUUAAUACUGCCCGUAAUAAUAUU
Messenger RNA from Diabrotica balteata, 2005 nucleotides. The record is from the annotation of a GenBank genome assembly. NCBI's taxonomy places the organism in Eukaryota, Metazoa, Arthropoda, Insecta, Coleoptera, Chrysomelidae.